UUCUGUAGCACAACUACGAAACAAAAAAUAAUAAUUAAUUUAUACCCAAUAUAAAUCAGAAUAACAAUUUCAAAUAUUGUAGAGAAUAACGAUUAAAUAAAAAUGUUCCGAAGUAGACAUCAGAAAGGUUGUUUUUCUGUGUUUUACAGCUUGGGUAGCAGUCCGUUACAAUUUUGGUCUACGCAUAUCCAAAACGGUUAUGUUAAAAGGGUUGUAGAUGAGGAUGUUAAAUCUAUCGUGAUGGAGAUUAUGGGUUCAAAUGUAUCAACCACAUAUAUAACGGGGCCCCGAGAUCCCAAAAUGUCCUUUGGUAUCAAACUACCAUUUUUAGUAUUGCUCAUAAAGAAUCUACAUAAAUAUUUUACAUUUGAGGUUAAAAUUUUAGAUGAUCAACGGUUUAUGCGUCGUUUUCGGGUUUCGAAUUUUCAAAGCAAAACAUCUGUAAAGCCCUUUUGCACGGCUAUGCCAAUGGGUAUGUCUCCGGGUUGGAAUCAAAUUCAUUUCAACUUAGCGGACUUCACACGCCGUGCCUAUGGCACCAACUACAUGGAAACCGUUCGUCUACAAAUACAUGCCAAUGUACGCAUAAGGCGCAUAUAUUUUACUGAUCGCUUAUAUUCGGAAGAAGAUCUACCGAAUGAGUUUCGUUUGGUUUCGAAACCAGCUGAAAAGAAGAAGCAACGUGAUUACACAAUUCCCGCAGCACGCCCUCCAUCCCCGGCGAAAUCAGCGGCUACAACUGAGCGACUCGGUUCUCCUACUGGCGAGCCUUCAGUCGCUGAACCUUCAGAAGUACCUACUGAAAUGGAUAUUGAAAAAUAUUACUAA
Molecule: messenger RNA, 828 nt
Organism: Bactrocera tryoni
Lineage: Eukaryota; Metazoa; Arthropoda; Insecta; Diptera; Tephritidae
Product: cilia- and flagella-associated protein 20
Exons: 3
Coding region: 103-828 (241 amino acids)
Biological process (GO): regulation of cilium beat frequency involved in ciliary motility; cilium assembly; positive regulation of cell motility
Cellular component (GO): ciliary basal body; motile cilium
Source: RefSeq, a predicted model, not a curated record